AUGGCCACGGGGCAGGGGAAAGAAAACAACGAAAACAUGAAGACUGUACCUGACAACACUCCGUGUGCUGUCAGCAUUCAACGACAUCAUCAUCAGCAGCAGUCUCACAAGGCUGCUGCUGUGGCGGCGUUGCAGCAACAAGAGUAUGCGAGGCAAGUGCUGAUGCAGCAACCAGUUGUUGGGCAGCCGAUUGAUCCUUGGGCGUUCCACCAGCAACAACAGCUCGCAAUGGCGUACCAGUACCACUCACUUAACAACAACGAUGCUUAUGGGUAUCACCAGUAUACUUACCAGCACGCUCAUCACGGACGAGUUUUAACCGGAUAUCCUUCACCUGCUGGUGCAACGACGACGAUGGAGCACCUUCCUCCUGGAAUUCCCGGUUUGGGAGGUUCCACGGAUCCGCUCGAGUCGCUUUUGGGUCUCUUUCCCUGUGUCAAGUUGGAAGGCCUGCCAUUUGAUGUUUCUUUGGAAGACAUUCUUGGGCUCUUUCAGGGGCUCGUGGUUCUCGAUGUUCUCAUUGUCGGUCAGGGUGUGGCAUUUGUCCUCUUUGCCAACCUCAUGGACCACCAGAUGGGACUUCAGCGUGAUCGUCAGUCAGUCGGCAGGCGAUACGUCGAGAUCACCCAGGCCACCAGAGCCGACUACUACGAAGCGAUCGCUGCGCAGCACUUGAAGGAACAGCAGCCUCAGUCGAUGAAGGAUGGGGGAUCGAGGCGUGGGGAGAGCGGUCCCAUGUCUUCUGACUCCAACAUGUGGGGCGGUACCACAUCUGGCUUGUCAUCGGUUAACUUUCUCCAUGGACGUGAAAGGGACCAGCUUCAGGGGGGAGCUGAUUCGAUGGGGGGACAUCGCGGACUAGGGAUGAUGCCUGGAAUGGGCAUGGGUUCCGGAGGGGUUGAGAGGGGAAUAGGAUCGGGUGUUGGAGGCCGAUCCGGCCCUCAACUUAGCAUGAAACGCACCGGAGGAGGAAUCCAAAUUGGAGAACAUACUGGCUUUUUGAGGAUGAGAGGAUUGCCUUUCUCCUCGACCAAGGACGACAUUUUCAAGUUCUUUGACGGAUACAACCCCGUCCCAGACAGCAUUGUGCUCACCUACCGUAGCGACGGAAGAGCUACUGGCGAGGCGUAUGUUGGUUUCAUUUCCCCAGAUGACUCCAAGAAGGCCAUGGAACUACAUCGCAAGUCGAUGGGAACUCGUUACAUCGAGCUGUUCAUCAGCAACAAGGACGAGCAUGGAAGGGCCAUUCAGCGCUUUGGUAAUAGGUAA
This is a messenger RNA of Seminavis robusta, 1269 nucleotides long. The record is from the annotation of a GenBank genome assembly. Lineage: Eukaryota; Bacillariophyta; Bacillariophyceae; Naviculales; Naviculaceae.